This is a messenger RNA of Bathycoccus prasinos, 1683 nucleotides long. RefSeq lists its product with no specific name. The record is from RefSeq and is a predicted model, not a curated record. Gene Ontology annotation, molecular function: protein binding. Bases 1 to 1683 code for a protein of 560 amino acids. The transcript is spliced from 2 exons. Lineage: Eukaryota; Viridiplantae; Chlorophyta; Mamiellophyceae; Mamiellales; Bathycoccaceae.
AUGGUGACGUGCUGUCAUGCUCUUUAUUACCCUGUAAAUUCUUCAAAGAAAAUGAUACUAUACAGGCGAUGCAAGAGAAAACAGAAAGCGAAGUUUUCAGCGUUCUUAAAAAAACGUGGGCCCGUAUCUGACUUAUUGUCUGAAAUUACAACUGAACACGAAUCUUACGCAAACUUUUUAGUGCAAGAAUAUUCUCUUAAUGCUGCAACUAAUCAUGAAGUAGCUGUACGAAAACUUAAUGAAAAAUUCCGGGUGUUCGGAAAAGAUGAUGAGUUCUUUCAGGUAGUUUUCUUAGCGUUUCGGAAACUUGUCGAAAACUCGGCCAAGCUUCCAAAUGCUCACAUUGUAACUACCGUAAUAACAGUUGCAGGUAAGCGAGGAUACUUAAGCGAAGCUGAUUUUGCUUUCGGGUGGAGUCAAACUUCAUGUGAUAGUAAAUUAGUAAGACCAACCGCAUUCACAUAUACGGCCUAUAUUCAAGCAAUUGGUCAGAACGUCAGAGGUGAUAGUUGGGUUUUAGCUUUUGAUAUUUUCGAUGAUAUGAUAAGUAACGGACUUAUUCCGAAUGUUUUUACAUACAGUGCGCUUAUUCGGACAGGUGUACGUGGUGGGAAAAAUGGUGCGCAAAGAGCUUUAUUGCUAAUUCCAAGGAUGAGAGAAAAUGAUAUUGAACCAGAUCUACCUGUCAUUAGUGCUCUGGUGAGUGCUUUCGGAGCGGCAAAUAAUAUCGAUGGAGUUCGUUCGGCUACGCACUCUGCUCUGAAAUUUGAGAAGUUGGAUGGUCGCCUCUUCGUUGAUAUAAUCUGUGCUUUCACAUCCUGUAGAGCAUACCAGGAAGCUCUUGAUAUUUUUCACUCUUCAAAAUGUCCAAAAAAUAUUCAAACCUGUACUGCAAUAAUGCAAGCAUACAUAAAUUCCGGAAAGGUCAAAGAUGCAGAGCAAAUAUACAAUAGAAUGAGGAUCGAUAGAUCUGAAGGUGGCUAUGGAUUUCUACCGAAUGCACGAGCUCACACGACCAUGUUAAAUGGAUAUGAAAAGUCUUUAAUGUCGAGCAGCGCAGUGAAUCUUCUGAGAAAGUUGGAACAAUUUAACAUGGUGAAUAACAAGGAAGAAUUCGUACCAAAUGAAAUCCAUUAUAAUGUAGUGUUAAGUGCGUGUGGGAAAUGUGGAGAAUGGUCUACCGCUGAAAGUAUAUUCCACUCUAUGCGUGCUCGUGGUGUACCAACUACAUCUAUCACGUUCAGUACUCUAAUUACAGCUUACGGAAGAAGUGGUGAAACAUUUCGUGCUCGCUGCUUGUACAAUCUUAUGCGAAAGGAAGGUAUUUUUCCAGAUGACUAUUCUUUCGUUGGUCUUAUCCUUGGGCAUGCUGUAAAGCAUGAUUUAAGAGCUGCACUGGAUGUGAGAAAUCUCAUGGCUUCUGAAAAUAUAUCAGAGACUAUUCAUACUUACAAUGCCCUAAUUUAUGCUGCUGACAUAUGUGGUGAUUAUGAGAAAGUAGUUAGCUUAUAUGAGUUGAUGCUCCGAUCCAAUCUUGAACCAAACGAGACCACGCACGAGCUUGUUGUGAACGUUGGUAAGAAAGGGGCGAAGUUCUAUGAAGAAACGCAAUUGGCUGCGAAUGUUGCUUCAGCAGCAGCUGGGCUUGUUGGAGUAGUUGGGAUGGCACUCGGUCGUUGGUAA